Tigriopus californicus is the source of this 3133-nucleotide messenger RNA. Its product is annotated as tyrosine-protein phosphatase non-receptor type 9-like. NCBI's taxonomy places the organism in Eukaryota, Metazoa, Arthropoda, Copepoda, Harpacticoida, Harpacticidae. The record is from RefSeq and is a predicted model, not a curated record. Gene Ontology annotation, molecular function: protein tyrosine phosphatase activity. Gene Ontology annotation, biological process: protein dephosphorylation.
UCCAUGUCAGCUCUUGGUUUUGGUUGUCGGCGAGUGAGGCUGUUGAGGCAGUCAGUGGAGAAAAAUGGAGGAACGGAAUAUCACCCCGUCCCAACCCGUCUCGCACUUGAUGUCGUAGUAAACCAAUGAGUUGGUGGGUGUUGCAUUCCCUGCCUUCGUGCGCUCCCUCUUUCUAGAGAGCUUGGUUAAUGGUGUCACAAGCAUAUACAAACACUGACAGACAAACAGCCCGGCCGAAGUGAGAAGACCGACCGACCAGCCCAUCCUCCGUCCCAUACGUCCCUCAAGCCAGUGAGUGAGCUUGGAUGGUGUUGGUGUCAUCUUCGCGGAUCGCAAUAAACACCGAUCCUUUCCUCUUUCUGUCUCCCGUGUCUGUGGCGGCCAUGAUCCGGCAUCCUCUAUGUCUCGAAUCCCGCGGGUUCUUUGUGUAGGACCGAGCGAAGACAAGAAGGGCCUAGGCUGUCGAGGGGCCAUUGGCCGUGAAUCCCCGGCGGAAGAUUAAUGCCUGCCGGAUUGAAUUCAGGGUCGUAAUCGCAACCCGUGCUGGGCCUCAGCACAGACCUGGGCUCUUUAGUUCCUUCCAAGCCCCGCCCCCCAUACUGGUCUGGUCUCAUGACAUCCCUGAGGGCGGUUCGUUUUCCCCAGUGCCGGGUCCGCCCGAGCCCUUGAGCGAGUCGGAACAAGCGCGUCUGGACUUCUUCCUCGCCUGUGUCAAUGAAUGGCGAUCCGCUCGAGGUUUCGAUGGCAUGUCUCGCUCGUCGGCCAUUAAGUUUUUAAUGGCCCGCAAGUUCCACGUGGAUCGAGCCCUGGAAUUGUACCAACAACAUGAGCUCAUGCGACUGCGUGAGGAUCUAAGUCACGUCGAGCCUUCCGAGUCGCCUAUUCGGGAAGAACUCCUUUCGGAGAAGUUCACAAUUCUCCCAGUCAGAGACGUCAACGGCGCCACCCUGGCCCUUUUUAACGCCCACAAGCACGACCCCAGUCAGACGGAUCACCGCAGCACCUUACAAGGGGUGGUGUAUCAAUUGGACGUGGCCUUGGAAAAUUUAGCCACUCAACGAGGGGGACUCGUAUUUAUCUAUAAUAUGUCCGGUUCCAAGUACGCUAACUUUGACUACGACCUCAGUCAAAAGAUGUUGACGCUCCUGAAAGGCGCUUACCCGGCUCGACUUAAAAAGGUGCUCAUUGUCACGGCUCCAUUCUGGUUCAAGGCUCCUUUCAAGGUCCUACGGUUAUUUGUGCGAGAAAAGCUUCGCGAUCGCGUCUUCACUGUCAGCUUGCCUCAAUUGCAAACCCACAUCCCUCCUCAAGCCAUUCCCUCCCACAUGGGCGGUCAAUUAGUUCACGAUCAUGAGGCUUGGUUAUCCGAUUGUUUAGCAAUUAGUCAGAGUCGAGACGGUCAACUGGUCACCAUCAACAGCAGUAGCCAGCCCUCUACGCCGCAUGAUCAUCGGAAACGACAUCCUACUUUAGAGCAGUUGCAAUCCAUGCCUCUAACCCUUACGUCGGGAGCCAAGGACAACUCCCUGAACCUGUCCGACACCAAUUCGGCGGCAAUGAAUGGACUCAGUAAACUCAUCAUCCCGUCAGUGCCUCAUCCCGAAGACGAGGCGCUCACCCACAACGUGGUCAACGGCAACGGGCAUCAUCAUUCCAUUACUCAUUCUGAUAUGACCGUUUCCAACUGCAGCUCGGGUGGUCUCUCUGAAGACGAGGAAAAUGAUCGAAUGGCUGCUGCCGGAAUGACUUUAUCCGAGUUUAUUGAGCACGUCCGCAUCAAAGGUCGGCGUGGUCUUUAUGACGAAUAUGGGGAGAUUAAAAAUCGGCCACCCAUGGGUACGUUUAACCAUGCUCGAGCCUUUGAAAACCAAGAGAAAAACCGCUACACAGACGUUCUGUGUUAUGAUCAUAGUCGGGUUCAAUUGCAAGACGGCGAAAGUGAUUAUAUCAAUGCCAAUUUCGUGGACGGGUACGAGCAACCUCGAGCAUUCAUCUCUUCGCAGGGCCCUCUGCCCAAAACGUUUCCGGAUUUCUGGCGCAUGGUCUGGGAACAGCACGUGUUAGUAAUCGUCAUGACCACUAAAACCACUGAGCGAAAUCGCACAAAGUGUGGACAGUAUUGGCCAGAGGACGUGGGCUCUUCUCUAAAAGCCAAACCUUUUGAAAUUCAUUCCGAAGAGAUUGAAAACUGCGAGGAUUUCUAUGUCACACAUCUCACACUUAAGAACCUGGAGACGGGCGAAAUUCGUCCAGUUUGCCAUUUUCAAUUUGUGUCAUGGCCAGAUUACGGGGUACCCGAAUCGGCCCUUUCCAUGAUUAUCUUCCUUGAAAGAGUCAGAGAGAAGCAGGCGAGCAUGUUGUCCGAUUUGAGUAACGAAUGGCAAGGCCAUCUCUUGGGGCCCCCAAUUGUUGUGCAUUGCUCGGCCGGGAUAGGCCGCACCGGCACUUUCGCCACUUUGGACAUUGCUAUCAGGAAGUUCGAGGACAUUCAGAAAAUUGAUAUACGCUCUACGGUGGAACAUAUACGGGCACAGAGAGCGUUCUCCAUUCAAAUGCCAGAUCAGUACGUGUUUUGCCAUUUAGCCUUUCUCGAGUACGUGGUUCACAAGGAUUAUGUCGAAGAAAUUGAUUGGACUGGAUUCAAUGAUGAUUGCGAUUCAGAAUAAAUAAGUUAUGAAUCAUUGCUCCAUUGUCUCCACCAACCACAUUCUCAAACUGACUCGUUAUAACCGUGAAUGAACCGCAGCCAGCCGCCGCAGCUCUAGCUAUCUUGGACCUUCCCCUUGACUACUUUGACAAUAUUCUCUUCAUGUGUUAGAGCCUGUCCAUUAAGGAAGAUGGAGGUGAAUGCUAUGGUGCAUCCACAAUUUUUUCAGCUUUUUAUCGCCAAGAAUGAUCAUAUUUAAAUGAUCAAUUCAGGGCUCUAAAGCAUCAGCGAUCAGCAACAACUUUUUCGUCGCUGUUCAUUCAUUAUCAAACAAGAAUCCUCGAUUUUGCGCCUUUGAUUUCAUUUUUUUAGAUGGAUUCCAUGUGUCUUCUUAUAUAUUAUCUAUGAGCUAAGUUCAUGUUUGCCUUGUUGUAUUUGCAUCAUAUUUCAUACCAAUACCUAUCAAAAGAUAUUUUUUUUNAACAA